Molecule: messenger RNA, 1350 nt
Organism: Toxorhynchites rutilus septentrionalis
Lineage: Eukaryota; Metazoa; Arthropoda; Insecta; Diptera; Culicidae
Exons: 4
Coding region: 1-1350 (449 amino acids)
Source: RefSeq, a predicted model, not a curated record
AUGACGAAUAAUAAAAGCAUUCGAGGCAGUCAAGCUCGGGGGAUUAGUACUCAGAAUUUCUACCGCGCCGGGCGCGUUCAAUUUUUCCUCCGAAAGGUCCAUGAUUUGGUAUCAAGCCAGUGCCGAAGACGGUCGGUUCAAAGUGGUGACAGCGGUGGGAUGCUGUCCAAGUGGGGACAGCAGCCCACCCAUCGUGGUGUUUACAAAGUGUUGAUUUCCUUGAAGGGCCGGGCUACAAACUUCUACGAGGGCAGGCCUACCGAAGCCACCGCUCCACUAUGGGCGGACCCCUCAAAUGGCAACCUCCAAAUACUGCUUCUCAGAGCUACAGGAGACAAGGUGCUUCCAACGAACCCCUUCACCGUGAGCAAAACCAUCAAUGCAGUUGCAAAAGAUUUCAACAGCGCAAAACCACAGCGCGAUGAAAAGAAGAAACUGCAAUACAUCUUGACAACUAGGGACGAGGAUGUUGUCGAGGUGAUCUUCCACCCAACUUUGAACCAACGCAAAUGCGUGGUAACAUGUAGAGACGUAAUCGAUUUAAAAAACGAAGAACUAGCGAAAGAGCUUUCCGAUAAGAAAGUGAUCGAUGUUAAGCGCAUAAUCAGAAAAGACGGAGAAUCCAUUAUUCCUACACCAACACUAAUACUCACAAUUCGCGGAACCGUGGUUCCCGAAUUCAUAUAUUUUGGCUUCAUUCGCGCUGGGACUCGGAACUACUAUCCGAACCCCAUGCAGUGCUUCAAGUGUUUUAAUUUUGGGCACACCAGCAAAAGAUGCAAGCGCGAGGACCCGCUAUGCAGAAACUGCAGCAAAGAACAUCCCAAAGACUUCGAUUUUAAGAUGUGCAACUCUCCAGCACUUUGCAUCAAUUGCCAAGGAAACCACUCCUCUUCAAGUAGGAAGUGUCCUAAAUGGCUUGAAGAAAACGAAAUAACUAGGACAAGAAUAGAUCGAGGAAUCUCUUACAGAGAAGCCAAGAAUCUACUCACCCAAAACAAUGGUCCAACCUUUUCAAGCGUCUUACAAGACAGAAUUAACAAAAUUCGGGCACCAAUGGCCGGCUGCAAGUGCAAAUGCAGCUGCGCCUCGCCCGCUUCGGCCGCUUCUAGUCGCGAAAGCACUCCCUCAGUUAUUGACACAACCAUGACCGAAUCGUCUACCGAAAGUUCGACAACCGAAUCAGAUAGCAAAUCGUUCAUCAGAGAAAACAGCAGAGCAUCUUCAUUCAUCCGCGGCGUUUUAACCGCUGUUAGCGGUGCUCCCUUGCACUCCUACAAGAAAAAGGCGCGAUCUGUGGCGUCACAAACGCUAUCUUUCUUCGGAUUGUGGGGAUCCCUCCAACAGUGA